Molecule: messenger RNA, 1152 nt
Organism: Aspergillus tubingensis
Lineage: Eukaryota; Fungi; Ascomycota; Eurotiomycetes; Eurotiales; Aspergillaceae
Product: TauD/TfdA dioxygenase family protein
Exons: 6
Coding region: 1-1152 (383 amino acids)
Cellular component (GO): cytoplasm
Molecular function (GO): 2-oxoglutarate-dependent dioxygenase activity
Source: RefSeq, a predicted model, not a curated record
AUGGCCCCAUCUCUGGUUGAAGAAACUCCUCUGUCGCUUCGGGCGGCACCUAAAACUACGCUUAAGACCGAUGCUGGUUUCAAUAAGGAGAAUGUGAUUGGCUAUGGAGAGGCUUACAAGCUUGAGAACGAGCUAAAGGGAACUGAGAAGCAGCCGCCUGCUUCUUUCCCCAACUAUCUUCCUGUCUGGGACAACGAAACAGAAAGAUACCCUCCCCUCCAGCCCUUUGAGCACUACGACCACGGAAAGGAUGCCGACCCGACCUUCCCCGACCUCCUUCCUAAGGACAAAGCCGAAGUGGACGACAUCACACCUACCAUUGGCACUGAAGUCCGCGGUGUCCAGCUGAGCCAACUGACCAAGGAAGGAAAAGACCAGCUGGCUUUGUACGUAGCUCAGCGGAAGGUUGUUGCAUUCCGCGACCAAGACUUCGCACACCUGCCCAUCGAGAAAGCCCUAGAAUUCGGCGGCUACUUUGGCAGACACCACAUCCACCAGACCUCUGGAGCACCCAAGGGCUUCCCAGAGAUCCACCUCGUACACAGAGGUGCCGAUGAUAGAAGCGGAGCUGAAUUCCUGUCCCAACGUACCAACACCAUCACCUGGCACUCGGACGUGACCUUCGAGAAGCAGCCUCCUGGCACAACCUUCCUGUACAUCCUGGACGGACCCUCAAGCGGUGGAGACACUCUGUUCGCCGACAUGGCCCAGGCAUACAGACGCCUAUCGCCUGAGUUCCGUAAGAGACUUCACGGGCUGAAGGCAGUUCACUCUGGCAUUGAGCAGGUCAACAACAGUCUGAACAAGGGGGGUAUUGCUCGACGGGAUCCGAUUACUUCUGAGCACCCGAUUGUCAGGACUCACCCGGUGACCGGAGAAAAAGCCCUCUUCGUGAAUCCCCAAUUCACCCGCUACAUCGUCGGCUACAAGAAGGAAGAGUCCGACUACCUUCUCAGAUUCCUCUACGACCACAUUGCUCUCUCCCAGGAUCUUCAGACGCGAGUGAGAUGGCGUCCUGGAACUGUGGUCGUUUGGGACAACCGCGUUGUUACCCACUCUGCCCUCUUCGACUGGGAAGACGGCCAGAGACGACACCAUGCGAGAAUCACUCCGCAGGCAGAAGCGCCAUAUGAGACGCCGUUUGAGGGUUAG